UCACUCCAUAAUGAUUUUUCUGCUUCUCCCUUCACAUUUCCCGGGUUUUCUCAUCGAUACCUUUUCCUGUUUUCCGAGCAGUUUCUCGGCGAACAUGUUAUUCCGAUCUCAAUCAAUCCCCCUCUGAAUUCUGUUUGCGUAGAUCUGCACCGCUUGGAUUCUGCCCCCAUUAAACGCUGCGUAGACCUCCGAAUCUACUUCCCGAUCUGGAGUCCUCCGAUUUGAGCUGUAUAUCUACUUCAUCCGUUGCCGUUUUGCUCCGAUUUGCGGCUCCGUCGUGUUGGAGCUGUGAAUUAGUGAGCUGUGCUUCAGCCGCUGAAUCAUGUCGUUUUGAUGAAAAUUUCUGACUAUAGCAGAGUUUGUGUUCGUUCUCGUAUCUCAUUUUCCGUCUGAGAGCUUUCUCGGCGAGCAAGAUGACGUCUGGUGCCAGGCUACCAACCUGGAGGGAGAGGGAAAACAACAAGAGGAGAGAGAGGAGGCGAAGAGCCAUAGCGGCAAAGAUCUUCUCUGGUCUGAGAAUGUAUGGCAACUACAAGCUCCCCAAGCACUGCGACAACAAUGAAGUCUUGAAGGCUCUCUGCAAUGAGGCUGGUUGGACUGUUGAACCUGACGACUCCCCUUUAGGUGUUCUAAGUAGGAGUAGGUUUGCUAUUCCUGUCUGUAAGUGGACUUCGUAUGGAACUCCCACCGAUGUGAUGAAGACCAUAUGAUCAUCUAACACCUUUUCAUGGAAUUGAAUGUAGCAGCAUCGGUCAAUGAAGUCCUUUAAUUACUUUUUGAUAGAGCUGAGGCCUUGUAUUUUAAUACAUUUCUGUAUAUAUAUUGCAGGGGGGCGUCUUUUUCCGAUCGGGAAAUCUUGCAUAAGUUGAAAUCUUGCCUAAAUUGUUAUUUGUCAUUGAACGAGAGCAAACAACAGUACUCAAGCCAUCCACUCUGUGCUGUCGAGUUUCUUUCUUUAAGGCAAGUAUUAUUCUUUACUGAACGUUAUGAAACAUUUUGACAUUGGCAGAUGUGAAUAGUUGUUUCUUGGUCAUCUUUACUCAAACCAUUUUUAUUUAACAAAACUCAUGCUUUUUUUAGUUAUUUUACAUCUAAAUUUACUUUUUA
Messenger RNA from Neltuma alba, 1107 nucleotides. Its product is annotated as BES1/BZR1 homolog protein 4-like. Gene Ontology annotation, molecular function: DNA-binding transcription factor activity. The record is from RefSeq and is a predicted model, not a curated record. Gene Ontology annotation, biological process: DNA-templated transcription; brassinosteroid mediated signaling pathway. Lineage: Eukaryota; Viridiplantae; Streptophyta; Magnoliopsida; Fabales; Fabaceae. The transcript has 4 exons. Bases 414 to 710 code for a protein of 98 amino acids.